CCGCCUCUGCCUCUCAGAGGACAUGGGAGACAGAAAGACAGCAAUCUGUAAGAAAGUAGGAAACGCCGCUUGGAUGUUUGUAGUUAAGCUGAUACACACGGCUUACUUUCACUCUUAAAGAAUCACAAAGGAAUUAUCUACAGCUACAGGUUGUCUCGUGCGCGCCGUGUGGUGGAAAAUGCAUUUGGAAUCUUGUCUCAAAGAGCCCACUGGACUAAAACAUAUUCUGACUUGGAGAUUCACAGCAAGACAGCAGUGCUGGGAGUUUUUUUGGAGACGUGGUCCCUUUCCUCAGUUCUUGCCCUGUCAGCUGACUGGUGAAUCCUCCUGCAGGCAUUCUCUUGAACACAUGUUCUGAUAUAGUGUGUGGUGUACCCUCCUUCCUCCCUUUAAUGGUUGUGACCCAACUCCGGACAGCUUUGCUGCAGGGUCCUUCCUGAGCAGCAGCAGCAGCUGCGUCCUGCUUGCUCGCUUCCUCCCUCCCCUGUUUCCUGUCCUUGGUGAGACGAGUCUGACAUCUCCUCUCCACAACCCCACCCCUGCAUCACUUCUGGCUCCUUACACCUCUCACACACACACGUGUCUUUACACACUGGAGUAGUUUGUGUUUUUAAUUAUUUAUUUUUUUAGAACACUAACAAUAGGGGGAGAUCAGCAAGCAGAGGACACGUUGUACUCCACCAGUUUGUGUCUCUGCAAUUGGCAAGCCACAACAGCAUUUCUUUGUCACUUUUAACACUACAGCCUUCAGCAUGACAUCCAUGUCCAGUCUCUUCUCUUUCACAAGCCCAGCAGUCAAACGCUUACUCGGCUGGAAGCAAGGAGAUGAGGAGGAGAAAUGGGCGGAGAAGGCAGUAGAUGCACUUGUGAAAAAGCUGAAGAAGAAGAAAGGUGCAAUGGAGGACCUGGAGAAGGCCCUUAGCUGCCCUGGGCAGCCUAGCAAGUGUGUUACCAUUCCAAGAUCACUCGAUGGACGGCUGCAGGUUUCCCAUAGGAAAGGUCUGCCUCAUGUAAUCUAUUGCCGUGUUUGGCGCUGGCCAGAUCUCCAGUCCCACCAUGAGCUCAAGCCCCUGGAGGUGUGUGAGUACCCAUUUGGCUCAAAACAGAAGGAAGUCUGCAUCAACCCAUAUCACUACAAGCGGGUGGAGAGUCCAGUGCUCCCUCCUGUCUUGGUACCACGACACAGCGAAUUCAACCCACAGCACAGCUUGCUGGUACAGUUUCGCAACCUCACUCACAAUGAGCCACACAUGCCCCUGAACGCUACCUUCCCAGAGUCGUUCCAGCAGCCACACAGUGGGGGUGGCAACAGCAACAACAGUGGUGGAGGCGGCUCUUUUCCAAUCUCACCCAACUCUCCAUACCCACCAUCCCCAGCUAGCAGUGGUACUUAUCCCAAUUCUCCUGCCAGCUCUGGACCUUCCAGUCCAUUCCAGCUUCCAGCCGACACUCCACCUCCAGCUUACAUGCCUCCUGAUGAGCAGCUGGGCCAGGACAGCCAGUCAAUGGACACAAGCAGCAGCCUGGUGCCGCAAAACAUGGCCAGAGGAGAUGUGCAGCCAGUGGAGUAUGAAGAGCCAAGCCACUGGUGCUCGAUCGUCUACUAUGAGCUCAACAAUCGUGUUGGCGAGGCCUAUCACGCCUCUUCAACUAGUGUACUUGUGGAUGGCUUCACUGACCCUUCAAACAACAAGAACCGUUUCUGCCUCGGACUGCUAUCUAACGUCAACCGCAACUCCACAAUCGAGAACACCCGUCGACACAUUGGCAAAGGAGUGCACCUGUACUAUGUGGGAGGGGAGGUGUAUGCAGAGUGCCUGAGUGACACCAGCAUCUUUGUCCAGAGCCGUAACUGUAAUUAUCACCACGGCUUCCACCCCACCACCGUCUGCAAGAUCCCCAGUGGUUGCAGCCUUAAAAUUUUCAAUAAUCAGGAGUUUGCUCAACUUCUGGCACAAUCUGUCAACCACGGCUUUGAGGCAGUCUAUGAGCUCACCAAGAUGUGUACGAUCAGGAUGAGCUUUGUCAAGGGCUGGGGGGCUGAGUACCACAGACAAGAUGUCACUAGUACCCCUUGCUGGAUUGAGGUGCACCUCCACGGGCCCCUCCAGUGGCUGGACAAGGUGCUAACACAGAUGGGUUCCCCUCUCAAUCCUAUCUCCUCGGUGUCCUAAUGAUGGAUGAUUGGCCAAUUGUUUUUUUUGUUUGUUUUUUGUUUUUUACUUUUUUAAAAUUUACUUUUAAGUGGAAGUUUUUAAGUCCUCCCACCCCCAAUGUUUUUUUUUUAUAUAUAAUUUAAGGAGGCCUAAUGGCUGAACUGUUUACACUUGCUGUGGGGAGCGAUAUUGAACCCUGCAACAACAAUAGCCUGAAUUAAUUUGUUAUUGAAACAGAAUGAUGUUACACAUAAAUAUGUGGCGUGAGAGAAACACCCAAGUAUUGGUAAUGACAGAGUCCUCGGUGCUGCAUCGGCUCGACGUGAUGGCUCCGUCAUGUUUGAAACGCAGCUCCUACGUUUUACAUCUUUUUCACAUUUUUGUUUCUCUAUGUCAUUCUUUUAUGAAACAAAUGUUUCACUGCUCUGCCUCAUAUCUGUUCAACUAAUUGGAAAUUUACUGAACACUUCUUCUUAGAAUGUUGUCUUAGGGCCCAUGUCCAUAUAUCCCCCCCACCCACCCUGUGGCAAAAAAAAGUGCUGAGAAGAACCUUCUAUCUCAGUGCUUUCUAUAACAAUAUCAAAUAAAAUCUGCUACUCAA
This is a messenger RNA of Thalassophryne amazonica, 2757 nucleotides long. It is a transcript of the gene smad5, whose product is annotated as SMAD family member 5. The record is from RefSeq and is a predicted model, not a curated record. The coding region runs from base 753 to 2174 and encodes 473 amino acids. Gene Ontology annotation, biological process: regulation of transcription by RNA polymerase II; anatomical structure morphogenesis; cell differentiation. Lineage: Eukaryota; Metazoa; Chordata; Actinopteri; Batrachoidiformes; Batrachoididae. The transcript has 8 exons. Gene Ontology annotation, molecular function: DNA-binding transcription factor activity, RNA polymerase II-specific; RNA polymerase II cis-regulatory region sequence-specific DNA binding; I-SMAD binding. Gene Ontology annotation, cellular component: heteromeric SMAD protein complex.